AUGCUCAUGCAUGCAUGAAUCACUCACUAACUGGAUCAUCUAUGGUGCUGACGUGUCAUCCCCACUGUUCCUCUUACUUCUUUCUUUCUCAACAUUCAACUAAACCUUUUCAUCUCUUUCCAAUUUCCAUAACCACUUCCUAGGGUUUCCCUGUUUCUCUCCUUAACGUAAAACUACACAAAGCCCUUUCAAUCAAAUUAACCAAUUUUAAUUUUUCAAUACAUUUCACUCGCAUUGUUUUCCUCCAAAUCCAAUUUUUCAUGGCAAAAACUAAACCUGGCAAAAAGGACCUUGAUUCUUACUCUAUCAAAGGCACCAACAAAACUGUUAGACGUGUCUGGUGAUUGUGUGUUGAUGCGACCAUCGGAUUCCGAUAAACCACCAUACGUGGCACGCGUUGAGAAGAUCGAGGCCGAUCAUCGGAACAACGUGAAAGUUCGUGUUAGGUGGUAUUAUAGACCUGAAGAAUCCAUCGGAGGGCGGAGACAGUUUCAUGGAGCCAAAGAGUUGUUUUUAUCAGACCACUAUGAUGUGCAAAGUGCCCACACAAUUGAAGGGAAAUGUACAGUGCACUCUUUCAAGAACUACACUAAGCUUGAGAAUGUUGGUGCAGAGGAUUAUUUUUGUAGGUUUGAAUAUAAGGCUGCCACCGGAGGGUUCACUCCGGACCGUGUUGCUGUGUAUUGCAAGUGUGAGAUGCCUUAUAACCCGGAUGACCUGAUGGUGCAGUGUGAGGGGUGCAAGGAUUGGUUUCAUCCUUCUUGUAUGGGCAUGACCAUCGAAGAAGCAAAAAAAUUGGAUCAGUUUCUGUGCUCUGAUUGUUCAUCGGAUGAUGAUGCCAAAAGAUCUUUGAAUGCGUUCCCAGUAUCCCCAUCUGUCGAGGCUAAGGUGGAGACAAAGCGUAGAAAAAGAUGACCAAGUGAUCAUGAUGCAUGAUGAGGAGGUACUGAUUUUGUUGCACAUUAGCUCCAGCAUUGCUAUCGUUCUCAUCUUUGUGUUGUGGAAUUGUACAGUGCAGAGAAGAUACUGUGCUUACACAAACCAGAGGCUUUUCAAAUUUACCAUGUCUCAAAGUUUGUAUGUGUGCUAGACUUUAGAGAUGACUUUUUGUUAUGUGAUGUCUUGGUGAUUAGAAUCUGUGCAUAAUAGUGCGCUUAUCUAUCUUAAGAAGUAAACCUAUGAGUCCAUGACAACACAUUAAAACUAGGGGAAACUAUGGAUUUGUUUUGACGUGCUUGUUGCUGGCAUAAUUUCUGCAAAUAAUGUUAUAAUGGCUCUGCUUAUUUUUUUGGGCUUGAAAACACUCAGCAUUCGCAGGAAGAUUCCAAGAUUAACGUUGCAGCUUACGUCAAGUGCUUUGAAAGUGGAUUAAGAUAUAGAUAUACAGCUUUGUACAUAUUUUUACUAGUAGGAACAGGCAUAAAGGUGUAAUGUAUAGAGUGAACCAACCGUUUGACAGAAUCGAUUGAUCAUAGUUUGGAAUGGUUCAGAAUGAUGAAGUGGUGGAUGACAUUCAGUUAAUUUUGUUUAGGUUUGCUUAAUCCUCUCCUCGGUUUGAAUUUGUAAUAAGCACCAACUGUUUAACGGGGUGCUGUGCUCAAGAGUUGAAGGGUAUGGUUUUGUGACUCAUGAACUUUGCACCUCAGGUGUUCUUUCAUAUGCUGUAUCUUGUGGUAAUAGAGUUUUCAUUUUCAGGGAUGUAGAGAACCCAUUUCUUGUUUGCCACACUCCGUACAGGUCACAGGGC
Messenger RNA from Pistacia vera, 1747 nucleotides. Its product is annotated as chromatin remodeling protein EBS-like. The record is from RefSeq and is a predicted model, not a curated record. Bases 355 to 915 code for a protein of 186 amino acids. Gene Ontology annotation, molecular function: chromatin binding. The transcript has 5 exons. Lineage: Eukaryota; Viridiplantae; Streptophyta; Magnoliopsida; Sapindales; Anacardiaceae.